Messenger RNA from Prosopis cineraria, 2221 nucleotides. RefSeq lists its product as uncharacterized. Bases 151 to 1953 code for a protein of 600 amino acids. Lineage: Eukaryota; Viridiplantae; Streptophyta; Magnoliopsida; Fabales; Fabaceae. The record is from RefSeq and is a predicted model, not a curated record. The transcript is spliced from 14 exons.
ACCGUCGUUGCCCAUCAAAGCCCGUCUCUCUCUCUCUCUCUCUCUCUCUCUCUCUCUCUCUCUCUAUGUGCUUCUCCUCUCAAAUAUAGAAAGUGAUAUUUAUGUUAAGGGCAUAUUUGCUGAAAGAUUUGAUUUUGGUUCUUUGAAUCUAUGGAGCAGCUUAUAAACUUCAUUAUUCGCCCACCAAGAGCUGAAUAUGACCCUAAGAGUGAUUUAUUGGAGCAAGAGUUCAUGCUGAGAGGGAAAUGGUAUCAAAGGAAGGAUGUAGAGAUCAAAAACAGCCGGGGUGAUGUUCUUCAAUGCAGUCAUUACAUGCCUAUUAUCAGUCCUGAAGGAAAGCCUCUGCCAUGUGUGAUAUAUUGCCAUGGAAACAGUGGAUGCCGGGCAGAUGGAAGUGAAGCUGCUAUAAUUUUGCUUCCUUCAAAUAUUACAGUUUUCACUCUGGAUUUCUCAGGAUCUGGACUUUCUGGAGGGGAGCAUGUCACUCUUGGUUGGAAUGAAAAGGAUGAUCUCAGGGCUGUGGUUGAUUAUCUGCGGGCAGAUGGAAAUGUCUCUUUGAUUGGCUUAUGGGGCCGCUCCAUGGGUGCUGUGACUAGCCUUAUGUACGGAGCUGAGGAUCCUUCAAUUGCAGGGAUCGUUUUAGACAGUCCCUUCUCUGAUUUGGUGGAUUUGAUGAUGGAAUUGGUAGAUACAUACAAAAUUCGUCUGCCGAAGUUCACUGUAAAGUUUGCAAUCCAAUACAUGCGAAAAGCAAUUCAGAAGAAGGCAAAAUUUGACAUAACAGACUUGAACACAAUUAAGGUGGCCAAGAGAUGUUUCGUUCCUGCUCUACUAGGGCAUGCCAUUGAUGAUGAUUUUAUACACCCUCAUCACUCAGAUCGUAUAUUUGAGGCCUAUAUGGGGGACAAAAACAUUAUUAAAUUUGAGGGAGACCACAACUCUCCCCGUCCACAAUUUUACUUUGAUUCAAUAAACAUAUUUUUUCACAACGUUUUGCAACCUCCGGAGGAUGAGGUUGGGGGAUCAUUUUUUGACAAUGUCACUGAUUACUUUGGUAAGGAUGUUUGGAGAUCGGUGCAUGAAGUAGCAUUUGAUGAUGAAUCGCCAUCUGAAUACAAAGAUACAGAACCAUCAACAAGCAGUACAGUAGAUGCCAUUAAGCAAGUCCGUUCAAAAAGACCAAUGAGUAGGAUGGAGGUUCCAUCUGAUAUUUCUUCAAAAGAUGAAUAUCACGAGCACAAGGAUGAUAAAUGCAACGAUCUUUCCUCUUCAUCUUCUAAAAUGAUUAGCUUUGAUCUGUCAAAUGGAAAUCCAUAUGGUCCUCAUGUUCCAGCAACAUUGGAUGAUGAUCAGUAUGUGGAAUAUGCACUUGAUGACCUGACAGGUUUUCCAUCCAGUGAAGAGGAGGAAGAAAGAAUGUUCAUGGAAGCUGUGAUGGCAUCGCUGAAAGACAUGGAAAUAAGACAUCCUCAAGAAGAACAACCACCACCCAAUGUCAAUGCUGUGUCUGCGAAACCAUCAGAUAAAGAUGUUUCCUUAGAGGAGUUUCAUAGGUCCUUAGAGACAAAACAAGCUUCUUCCAUAGUUGACCAUAAUAAGCAUUCAAACUCUGAAGCCAUUUCUAGCAAAGCUGAAUCUUCCAAACCUUUGAAAGCUGAGUCAAGUUCCAAUUCGGUGAUCCAGAACCAAAAUUGUGCUCCUGAGACAUGUUCACCAGACCUGAGCCCAUCAUCAAGAGAAACUCUGACAGAGACUUCACUCACUGGCAUGAGCCACACAAGUGCUUCUUCUGCUCUUAGCGAUAGCGCUAGCACGCGAAGUUCAUCAGACACUGACAUUUCACAUAAUACAAAAGCAACUGUUACUGUUGUUAAGAAUCCAGCAAGCCACAUUAAGGAUGGCUUAAUGCGUCGUUGGGAUUUCAACUUUUUUCGAAACAGUCAUGGUCGGUAAGAUGGAGACCAGAUUGUCUUCGAUCCGGAUUCCAGAUAGCCCUGCAUUGUUUUUCUCUUGGUGACAGAUAGUGAUGCAUUGUUUUUGUAACUGUCAAAAGGUUAUAGUUUGUAAAAUUCUUGUCCAAAGGAAUAGGUUUCUGGUGUGUAAAGUAGGUAUGUUUAGGUUUAUAACUAACAAAUCAGAUAUAUUCUUUGACUGUAAUAUUGUGAUGUUUCAUCAUGGUAUCUCUUUUACAUGGGGAAAAGAAUUCUUCUUAGACUCUUAA